CUGAUUAUGUAUUGAAUGCUGUUGUCAAGGUAUCUUUUUGUAUUUUUCUGCUGAGGAUGGGCCAGAUUGGGAAGGGCGAUACAAGGGUGAGACUUGGUGUUGAUGUUUUGAAAUAUCAAAGGUGGACAGGGUCUUCGCGGAGAUCACUUCUCAGAUAUCUCCACAAUUACAGAUCGGGGAUCUCCCAAAAUCAAGAAGAUUGGCGCAUAUGGCUAUAUCUCUUCACCUUACAAUUUGUAUGGCACUUUGGCCCGGGGUUGUGGUGUGGUAGGGAUGAACAGGGGAUAAUCCCACACGGGAGUUUCGAACAACAUCUAGUUCACGUUUGGCUGGAUAUCUCCACCACCACACGGGGUAUGCGGUCGGCCAUGGGGUCCAAAUGCUCGUAUGAUCGAGGGCUUUUCGAUGGAUCUAUCGGCGGGUUCUUAUUCGAAAAAUCGAGCGAGUUCGUGGUGGGGCGGUUGACUGAUCACUGAUUCUCAGCUGCUAUGAACGCGUGUAUAUUCUUCCACUCUGAAGCUUCACUGCAUACAUCAUCACAUAUGUGUAUAAAUAUCCAUCUUAAUCAUCAAUUCUUGCACUUUCUCUUUCUUUCCUUCUCUAAUGUUUUUAUCUUUGUUACAUAAGAUCU
Blastomyces dermatitidis ER-3 is the source of this 631-nucleotide messenger RNA. RefSeq lists its product as uncharacterized. The coding region runs from base 57 to 476 and encodes 139 amino acids. NCBI's taxonomy places the organism in Eukaryota, Fungi, Ascomycota, Eurotiomycetes, Onygenales, Ajellomycetaceae. The record is from RefSeq and is a predicted model, not a curated record. The transcript has 2 exons.